UUUCAUACAUCCGACUUGAACUUUUGAGAUCAAUUAAAUCUUAUUGAUGUGCCUGUAAACUUUUGAGUAUUUACUGAACAGUAAGGAGAGUAUUGAAAGAACCGAAAAGAAUCAAAACCGGCUAAAAAGCAAUUGACCUGAUUUUAUGUGUUCAUUCAUUCUUCCUACAGAUUCAGAACAACAAAUAAUAAUGUCUACUACUCUUGCAACUUCAAUGUCAAUGGUGAACCCAAUUAAUCUACGAAACGGUGUUGUUUCUUUCUUCUUCCGUCACCAUACGUCUAGAUUCUUCUGUAGAUGCUCUCAGAGUAAAUACUCUCAGCUUCCUUCAGAAUUCACUGAUACUUUCUCUAAAAGUAUGCAAAUGGCUGCCCUUAAACCCCAUCAUCGUAUUGCUAUUGGGGUCUCUGGUGGUGCUGAUAGUAUGGCCUUGUGUGCCCUAAUGGCACAUUGGAAGACUUUUUCCAGAAACAGCGGUUAUGACAGCUCUGGCUUUGUUGAGGGCUUACUUGCUAUUAUUGUUGACCAUGGGCUUCGGCCAGAGAGUAAAGAAGAAGCUGAAACAGUUUCUCAUUGGGUUUCUGAUAUGGGAAUCAGGUAUGAGAUUGUGCAUUGUGACUGGCCUGAUGGUCAGCCAAAGGUGGGGCACUUGGAAGAAGAUGCUCGUGAUUUGAGGUACAAAAUAUUCCAAGAUGUUUGCUUGCAGAACCAGAUUGGUGUACUACUUACUGCACACCAUGCUGAUGAUCAGGCUGAAUUGUUUAUCCUGAGGCUGUCUCGCAACAGUGGAGUGCUUGGACUUGCAGGAAUGGCAUCAACAUCUCAGUUAUUUCCCAAAUAUCCUUAUUUUAUUAGCAAUUCUUCAGACAGUCAAGGCAUUCUAUUGGUACGACCACUUAUGGAAUUCAGCAAAGAGGAUCUAUACAAGAUAUGUGUUACCAAUAAUCAUAGAUGGGUGGAAGAUCCCACAAAUCGAAGUUCGUUAUUUGCGCGAAACAGGAUACGUACGGCACUUCAAGAUUUGAAAACCUGUGGUUUCAGGUCUGAACUACAAGAACUGAUUGCUAUAUGUCGGCGAACACGGUUGUAUGUUGAUCGUAUGUGUCAAGUUAUGUUGGAUCAAGCGGUUACCAUAAUGCCUCAUGGAUAUGCUGUUAUUGACCUGGAAAGCUUAAACCCAUCAAAAAGAGACGACAUCUGCCUGUCGAGGUUUUUAGCCGUAAUCUUGCAGUUUAUCUCGCAGAGGCAUAGGCCAGUACGUGGAAGUGCAUCAAGGCUGCUACUGGAUUAUAUACGAACCGUUCCUUGCAAGACCUCAUUCACAGCAUCUGGUUGUUAUCUCUGCACAGCUCCUCGCACUAAAGGGGCAAAAGUUAUUGUCUGUUGCUCAGUUCAAUCCACUAUCCCUGGUAAAAUAGAAUUGAAUUCCACGUGUGUUGGCCAAGGGCGGAAGCAAUGCUUUUUGUACGAUGUUGAGCGAAUCGUGAGUGAUCAAAAAUCUCAGUUGGAACACAUGGUGCCUGACCCUUCACAUGUUUGUUUUUUGGAUGUCGUAUCUCCAAACUCCGUCCUAGAUGAAGCAAGAAGACUUGAAAUGAUUUGCGAGUCAACUUAUGACUCCAUAUUACGGUUACAGAUAACAGAGAAAGAGUUGUUCCAUUCCAAGUCUGAUGUUACUUUCAGCAGCGAGUUAAAAAAUAAAGUGGAAUCGGGGCAUUUAGAAGAAGCAUUCAGACCAGGGCAAAGCUGUUACUUUAUGAGCAGAUUCCUCUUCACGUGGAUGCCAAAUCAGGAAUUUCAUUCAUCCUGCAACACUUUGGAAGAUUGCAAGAAAACUCGGCAUGAGCAUUGCAGCGUGUGCAUGGCUGCCAACAUGGUAGCUUACAUUCGUCAUAUGAUUGAGGAAGACUGGCUGUUCCUGGCAAAAUUGUCGAAGGCUGAGAAUUUAUUUGAAUUUAAACAUCAGAAAUUCAUGCUUUAUGAUGAAAAGGAGCAAAUGAUCAACGAUAUAAGGUUUUUUUCUAAGUAUGCAAGGUCGUCAGCACAAGACGCUAUUAAAACCUUGAAAUCGAUUCCUGUUGCUGCUCGAAGAGCUUUACCUGUUGUAGUCAGCGUGGAAGGGUUCCUGUUAAGCAUUCCAAGCAUUGGUUUCAAAUAUUGUCCUUCAUUGGAAAUAUCAGCAGAAUUCAGGCCAAGAGUUCCACUUGGUGGAGGACAUACUUCUUUUGCUUAGUUAGCUGAUCUUUGAUUCCGGGAAGGGAGGAAUGUUUCGACAGAUUUUCUGGCUUCGGAUAUGUAAGUGAUUUUGUAUCACUCAUUCUCUUUAGCAUUUUGAAAAUGCAUUUUUGUUAAUGAAAACGGAAACUCAUAUUUUGCUUUUACGUAACAAGUGUUUGUUUGUGAUAUUUAGAAAGAUAAUUGAAUUUAUAGAGUUUUUAAAGAGAAGUAAAAUUGUAACUUCAUUAAAAAAAAGUGACGACACAAUGGAAAUAACAUUUCAUUUAUGUAUCAUUAAUUAUAGACCCACUAGUAGUUAUCAUAUGAACAUUAAAUUUUUGUCAUGAAAUUUUUUUUAUCAUAUUAUGGAGGAUGAAUUCUAUUUUAACAUUUGACUUGGAUUCAAUCAUUUAUAGGCAAUUAUGUGUUCAAUCUUUCAUCGCCAUUAUUUGGUUUUCGGUUUUUGCUUUUACAAAAUCAAAUCCAAACCUAAUUAGUUUAGUUUUUAAAUUUCAAAUCCAAAUUCGAACUUAAUUUUAAUAAUUACCAAACUAUUUUUUAUUUGGUUUGGAUUAGAUUAAUUUGCAGUUUAAUCCAAAUAGCUUUCACCUUUAUUUAGAAAAGAAGCAAUUAACAACUUUUUAUAUUGCAUGAUUAGCACAUCAUGGGUAGUAAACAGUUUCAUCAAUAAUUUAGAGGUAAAAAGAAGAGAAUUAUUAAGCCACCAACACAAGCCCCCUUGAUAGGAGGGCAGCUGGGAUAUUGGUGUAAUUUAAGUUGCUUUCCAUUUGGCCAUUUGACCGAAGUUGCUGCCGAUUCGGCCGAAUGAUGCAUUCGACUGAAUGGGUUGGUAAUUCGCCCAAGACAGCAGGCUGCCAAAGUUUCUUGCUUAAGCUGUUGCUGCCUUUGAUCGAAGCUAAAGGGCCUUUGACUGAAUGUACCCCAAUUCAACCGAAUGAGCUACAAUUCGGCCAUAACAACAACUUUGAAGAUUUGCUAAGGGUUGGCAUUGGCUUCUUUGAUCAAAUGGAGCUGGGGUUCGGUUGAAUCAGUAUGGUAUCUAGCAUUCUUGCAUCUUUGAGGCAUCAAGGGGCUUUCGAGCUUAGUGUGGAUUCCUGGAAAAUUUCGAUUUGUGUGCCAAAGUCUCAAACACAUGAAAAUUGACCUCGCUGCCUUCGAAACACUUGAAAUAACCACAAAAAAACUCAAAGACAAGAACAUGAUAAAAUUACGCAUAAUGUGCAUAAUAACAAUCGAAAAAUACGAGACUCGAAACAAUAAAGGAGUCGUCAACAUUUUCUUACUAGCCAACUGUAAAAUAAAGUAUUCCUUUCACUUUUUAGUUUUGCUUUAUAUAUAUAAUUUUGAUCCAUUCCACAUAGUCCACGAGAUUAUCUAUUUUAGACGUAAUACCAUCUAUAAUAUCGGCUAUAUCGCAUUAAAAUUAUACUUGUCAAGUCAGCUGAUAGGUCGGGUUUUGGGUGGGGUCAUUCUCAAUCGGAUCAACUUUAAAUAAAGUCAAUUUGAUAUAGGGUGUUUCGAUUCGGGAAUAGGUUUGAGUCAAUCCAAUGGAUUAAGUUGGAAAUAAUUAUUUUGUUGUCUUUGUUUUUUUCCAAAUAAAUAGUUUCCCAAUUAUUGCAACUAUAACUAGUUAGUCUUCUGUGAGACUGUCUCACAUGUUUGACCAGCUUAAUUCGUUUAAAAAAAUAUUUUAACGAAAAUAAUAAAUUUGAGUUGUUAUUUAUAGUUUAUGUUGAUGAAGGUGACACAAAUUUAGAGUCUUGUCAUGGUUUUGGUUGAAUCAAGAAAGGGUUGAAACGUGUGGGAAAUUGGUUACUUAAUUAUACUCUCAGUUUUAAUUUUUUAUGAGUUGUAGAGUCAAUAUGAUUUUUUGAGGUAAAGUCUGGUGUUCAACUCUUAUUUAAUUUUUUUUUUCCUAAGCCUACUCUCGAAUAAAAAAAAUCAUUUUCCAACUUUAUUUGCUCAACAUUGGUGAUAAAAUUUAUAUAUUUUUUUAACCAUGAUUUUGGGCUAAUCAGGCAAUAAUGAAGUUAAUGAGUAAAUUUCUGUAUCAAGUGGUACUGGCCAGAGUCAUUUUAAUCGUUUUCAUCUACGUCAUUGAUCAUUUUGUAAUUGCUUUUGUUUGUGGUGAUGAUUGAGUUUAAUUAAUUGAAUUUAAGUCAAAAGUUGAAUAGCAUAUACCCUAUGAUACUCCUAUUUGAUCAUAAAUUUAUUUAUUAAAUUUAUUAUUGACUAUAAAUGUUUGAUAUGACAAUGGGUCGGACUCGGCUCGGAUUAUUCAUCAUCCGACUUUGCUCCAGAUAAGACUCGGAUUAUGUUUUUCAGUCAACUUCCACUCGGAGUCGGAUUAUGCAUACUCCAACUUUGCUC
Amaranthus tricolor (Joseph's coat) is the source of this 4608-nucleotide messenger RNA. RefSeq lists its product as uncharacterized. Bases 146 to 2233 code for a protein of 695 amino acids. The record is from RefSeq and is a predicted model, not a curated record. Gene Ontology annotation, biological process: tRNA processing. The transcript is spliced from 11 exons. Gene Ontology annotation, molecular function: ligase activity, forming carbon-nitrogen bonds; ATP binding. NCBI's taxonomy places the organism in Eukaryota, Viridiplantae, Streptophyta, Magnoliopsida, Caryophyllales, Amaranthaceae.